UUUUGCAUAGUUUUUAAGCACUUACUAGCCGUUUGGGAGUCAAAUGAACGGCUAUUUUAGGUCAACAGAGCCAAACGCCCCGGAAGUAGUUUUUCAAGGGCAGGGCGGAAGCUGAUCGGCUUCGUCUUAACAGAUUCACCUAUUCCACCUGAUCGACCCAUUCGAUCAGCUCCUGCCGGACCAUCGUCAUGACUUGAAGAACUGUCCUGUUCCCAUUGAAUCAUGAAUGACAAGCUGGUUUUCCUGGGCCUCCUGUACUUUGUCCAGGGAAUCCCCUAUGGGCUCCAGUCCUCGCUGCUCCCCGUCUACCUCCGUGGGGCUGGCCAUUCCCUCACACGCAUCGGCCUGACCAAAAUCCUCUACUUCCCCUGGGUGCUCAAAGUCCUCUGGGCGCCUCUGGUGGACCGUGUGGGCACCAAGCGGCUCUGGCUUGUGGCUACUGUCUCUGGCCUGGCGUUCACCUGCCUCUUCAGUGCCACCCUGUCCCCAGAGGCCCACAUCUGGGGUGUGGCGGGGACACUACUGGCCAUGAAUGCCCUGGCGUCGGUUCAGGACAUCGCGGUGGACGGGGCCGCUGUGGGACUGCUGAAGGGCCGUAGCGAGCUGGGCCUGGGCAACACGGCCCAGGUGGUGGGCUACAAGGCCGGCUCGGUGUUUGCCGGGGGCGGGCUCCUGGCUGUGAUCGACGUGGUCGGGUGGGGCCCUAUGUUCAUGCUGUUGGCCUUUGUGUACUUCGGUGUGGCGCUGUUUGUGUGGGGGGCCCCCGUGCUGGAUGAUGAGCUGUUGAGGGGCCAGGCAGAGGGGAGGAGGGGUGUCCAGUCGGACGCUGUGCAUCCCUGGAGGGUGUGGCGGAAGCUGCUGUCAGUACCUGGGACGCCCUGGACCAUAAUCUAUGUUCUCACAUACAAACUGGGUGAGCAGGGAGCGGUGACCAUGUUCCCUCUUUUCCUGUUAGACAAUCACAUGACAGCACGCGAGCUGGGGUUCUGGAAUGGCGUGAUUGCCAUGGGCUUCUCCAUCUGUGGCUCCUCCCUCGGCGGCCUGCUGCUCUCCCAGUUCAGUAUUGGCUCUCUGAUGAGGCGGGUGUUUGUAAUGCGGACGGUCAGCAUGGUGUUCCAGAGUUCCCUCCUGACUGUGCUGGAACCCUCCCCACUCAUGAAAGUUAUGGCUGUGUUGAGUUUGAGCGUUCAGCACUUCCUGGGCGGCCUCAUCACCACGCUCACCUUCACGACCAUGAUGCACUGCACACAGAGAGCGGAGGAGAGUGUACAGGCCACCCACUACAGUUUCUUGUCCACCCUGGAGGUACUGGGGAAGCUGAUGUUCAGUGCCCUGGCGGGGGGUCUGGUGGACUGGGUGGGUUAUCCCACCGCCUUCCUCCUCUUCCUGGUUCUCUCGGCUGGUACAGCCCUCCACGUCUGGAGGGCCACGGAUACCGGGGCCCUCAGGGAACAGCUGAAAGAACAGCCCAAGCUCUUCCCCAACAGCUCAACCAUCCCUUAUGUAACUGCUUUAGCACCCCCCCAUCCAAACCAGCAAUGAUCCAUGCCAACACAAUCCCUCUCACUCAGUGGUCCCCAACCCCCUGGUCUUUGAGAGUAAUACUGUGUGCAUGCAGUUUUUAAUUGCCCAGUGCUAACAUGUCUGAUCAAGCUAUUCGAGGUGUCGAUGAUCAGUUGAGUCGUUUAAAAAGGUGGGUGUGGGGUUGGAGAUUUUUCCAGGACGCCGGUGAGUAGUUGUAUGGAGUUGGAGGAUUGGAUCAGUAGCAUAAGGGAUAGGGAGAGCAAUAUAGGGGAAAGCUGUUCAGGGGUUAUUGGAGGACAUACCAUCUGAGACAUUUUCAUAUAUGCCAAGCCACCAAUAAAACUUAAGCCAGCAGUAAUACUUAUCCAGGGAUGAACCAGCGAUGAAGGUUCUGUAUGUCUUAUCAGUUUGCCAUUGCACUAGUUCUGUGGCGACGUUUACCAAUCCCUACUACCUCUGUUUCACACUGUAAGACAUGCAGAAGCCUAGUGAGCUGUAUAGUACAACAUUUGCUAGCUCGAGUACGAUUUUGAUUAGAGAUAGCUAGCUUAAACCAUUACACAGCGUCAUCUAGUCUAGGUUUGUUAGCGCAAUUAGGGAACUAAAGCCUUACAUAAUGCAUGGUGGCAAGUUAUCAAGGAUUGGAUGGAUUUUUUUUUUUAAUGGAUUCAGGUUUUGUUUUUAUGGAUUCUGGAGGGGGAAAAACGCUUAUUUUUUUAUGUUACAUAGACUACUGCUGCUUGUUUUUCAACUACCUGCUGAUAUUACUUGUUUCUGUUAUGUGUAAAGUUAUUAAAAAUUACACACACCUUA
Messenger RNA from Oncorhynchus tshawytscha (Chinook salmon), 2337 nucleotides. Its product is annotated as major facilitator superfamily domain-containing protein 3. The transcript is spliced from 6 exons. Gene Ontology annotation, cellular component: membrane. NCBI's taxonomy places the organism in Eukaryota, Metazoa, Chordata, Actinopteri, Salmoniformes, Salmonidae. Gene Ontology annotation, molecular function: transmembrane transporter activity. The record is from RefSeq and is a predicted model, not a curated record. Bases 223 to 1542 code for a protein of 439 amino acids. Gene Ontology annotation, biological process: transmembrane transport.